UUAAACAGUACCAGAGAAAUGGACUGGCGCUAUUCUAGUGAAGACGAGUUAUCAGCCCUAGAUGGCAUAAAUGAGCAGACACAGAAUUUGGAGCGAGCUGUGCUGAGGGAAAAUGAAAUUAAUAUAAAUCUGCGGGAUGUACUGCAGAAAAUGCGUGCCGAAAUUAAAGCCACUGAAGAACAGUUAAGUACCUAUAGAGAAGAUAUUAAAGCAACUCUCAACAGACAGAGAAUUGUGGAGAAUAGUAUUCAAAGCACGAACGAUUCAUCCCUUUUGGUGGAAAAGCUACGAUGUGACCUCAAAAAGCAGGUGACUCUUGAACAAAUAAGAACUGAAGAACAAACAGAAAGGUAUCAAAAUAUAGUUACUAAAUAUGAAAAGCUGUGGAAUGGCUAUGAGGCGGUGUAUAACUUGUUUCCCAUGGUACCUGAAAGAAACAACUUACAGUUACGUAUAAAGAGGCUGGAAAUAAUUGUUUUGCACAAAAGGAAGUUACUGGAGUCAGAGAAGGCAAAGAAGAAUCAAAUAGAAGCAAUAAGAGAACAAAUCAUGCAACUGAAGAUUGUGCAGUUUAUUAAGUUAAUACUUCAGCAUAGUUCACUGCAUCAGAAAUAUUCAACAUUGAAAGAGAAAAUAAAAAAAAUUCAAGAAGAAAUUGAUAAAAAAAGGAAAGAGAUAACAGAAAUUCAAUCUAAACUUCCCUGUGAGAAAGAGAAGACAGUGUCUGUGAAGCAGAUUGAGUCUGUACAGAAAGUUGGUUUACCACAUACGAAAGUUGUACCAGCUGUCCAGUCACCUAAUGUCACAUCUGACAUGGAUCAAAAGGUGACAAAAAAAGUUCCCAAGGCAAGAGAUUUGACCAAGAAUCUAUUAUUUUCACCUCUGGAAAUGACUCAUAUUGAACUACCACAGCUAAAGCUACCUGUAUUUGAUUCACCACCUAGAAAAGUACAGCGUACCUCUCGACUUCUGUCUAGACCUAUAAGACUUUUUCCAGAAUACAGUUUUCAAGAAAAGGAACCUUCUACAGAAGAUACAACACUUGAAUGCACUAGAAAUGAAGCCGUUCCUGUGGAGGUCAACAGAGAAAGAAAUGAACUAGUUCUUGCAUCAGAAAUCACACUAUUUGAAGACCAUAUGGAAGUGGAGGAAACACAAGAUAUGGAGCAGGUAACUAGCACAUUCAGCAGAACACCAGUACAGACACAGAGUCAGCAUCAGCUGGAACAACAACAGCAGCAGCAAAAGCAGCUCUUAGGGCAACAAGGGGAACAAGAGCAGAGUCAUCUUAUGCAUCAGCAAGUACAUGAACAAAGGCAAGAUGACCAGACUCAUAUACUCCAAGAUCUGCAGACACCAGAACAACUGCAGCAGCAACAACAACAACAACAACAGCAACUACAACCACUGCAGGAGCAGUGCUUUUGGCAACAGGAGGAGCACCAGCAGGACAAGAACGAUCCGCAGCAGUGUCAAAAUGAAGCUCCAACAGAACAUGUUACAGACAUGCAAACAGAUGAUGAACCAGCUGGGGAAAUGAGAAGCUCCAGUCAACCUUUAAGUGACAAUAGUGAUAUAUGUGACAUGCAUCACAUCGGCCACGAUGAAUCUUUUGACUCAACAAGUGAAAGAGCACGAAGAGAAUUUCUUUCAAAAGUAACUAAAUCACCAGAGUUCAUGUUCAUUCCAAGGAAGGACCUCAAUACAGAAGAGGUUGACAAGGGUGAUGACGUACAAAUAGAUACAAGAUCUCAAUAUUUUUUGAAUCCUCUUCAAUCUUGCAGUGAACAAAGAACUGUAACAGAGCAAGAGAGACAACAAGAGGCAACAAAACAACAGAAUGUUGUACCACAAGACAUUGGUCAAGAAUGUUCAGAAUCUGCAGAAGAUUUACGUGCACGAGAGCACACUGGAGGAGGGGUUUCACCCAGAGAAACAGAAACUAAUAUGGAGGGCUCGGAUGAUUUACUAGCUGUAUCAUUCCAUUCUCUCUCUCCUCCUGAAGAGGGCAUUGGAAUGCCUCUAAGCCCUCCAUCAAGUCAAGCUCAGGGGCACGCUGGAAAUCAAGGUUUCAUGUUCAGUUUUGCACCACAAUCUUCAGGAAGUAUAAUGUCUCUCUUUGGUGAAGGAGAGCCAAACCAAGAACAGGAAGAUAGUAGUGUUCAACAAAAGAAGAGUGAAGCCUUCACUUUUACCUUCAACAAAAAGACCAAAUCAUCUAGUUUUUUCAAAUUGUUUUAACUGUUUCUGUUUCUAAUUUUAUUUAUCACUUUCACUACAGUCAAAACAUUUCUCCAAUUGAAUAUUGUUUUCACCCUGGGUUCAGUUUGCUAGUACUUAAAC
This is a messenger RNA of Schistocerca serialis cubense, 2343 nucleotides long. RefSeq names its product bromodomain-containing protein DDB_G0280777-like. The transcript has 15 exons. The coding region runs from base 19 to 2241 and encodes 740 amino acids. The record is from RefSeq and is a predicted model, not a curated record. Lineage: Eukaryota; Metazoa; Arthropoda; Insecta; Orthoptera; Acrididae.